Molecule: messenger RNA, 1897 nt
Organism: Bombyx mandarina (wild silkworm)
Lineage: Eukaryota; Metazoa; Arthropoda; Insecta; Lepidoptera; Bombycidae
Biological process (GO): cilium movement; outer dynein arm assembly
Cellular component (GO): ciliary tip; cilium; ciliary basal body
Source: RefSeq, a predicted model, not a curated record
AUGCUAUCAGCUGCGAAAGUUCGUAUACAUGGAAUGCAAAAUGAUAAUUGGGUUAUAAAAGAUAAAAUCAACCAAUACCGUGGACUGAUAAAGCUUUAUGAACGCGACCGAAAGAUCCAUGAAGGGGAUUUGGCGAAACAGAAGAAACGCUACUGCAGGGAUAUUAGGCAACUACGUAAAGACAUAAAUACAAGACGCGAGGAACUUGGAGUCGCAGUAUACGGAGACAAACAGUUUCUUCGGAAUGCAUUCCAGGAGCACAAGAGACUCCAACUCACGUAUAUGAACAGCCAAGCCGAUAAAGUAUUGGAGAGCAUUCAUCAAGAAAAUUUCAACAAACGAAAGCAGCUAGAUCGAAUAAGGUACACAAAGAAAAAGAAAAUGGAAAAAUUUCGACUGACACAGUUGGAAUCAGCAGAAAUGCGUGAUCGUCUUUUGUACGAAGUCGGUGGAAAAUUGCCAGCCGAGAAGAAAGAGCAGGCCGUUGCCAACUAUGUGCAAAAAGCCAACAUCAAGAAAAAUGCUGCGCUUGCCAUCAAAGUCAUGUACAAGAAAAUAUUGGAUAUUCUGAAAAAGGAUUCGUCGUAUUUCACCGUCGUACUAGAAGCUCUGAAAUUAGACUGUCGCGCGCAAGGUAAAUGUUUGAUGAGUGCAACGGAAAUGGGACAGCUGGCCAUUGAAUAUUUGGACGACAGGAAAUUCGAAUUCAGCAAACUAGAGAAAGAAAUAAAAGCCAAUAUGAAAGAGAGGGAGAGAACGCUGAGACUGGCCCGCAGGGAAGUCGCGUAUUUGACGGACUCAUUCCCCGAUCUUAUACGGAAAGAGGAGGCGACCAAUCUUGAUGACCUUUACGAAGUCGACGAGGAUGGAAGUGUGCACUCCGUGCAUUGGGAAUUGGAGGAGGUCAUGGCCAUUUGUAAACGUUUACAGAAAGCUACUCUGGUGUCGUCCUUCGAUCAAAUACUCUUGAGGCUGAAAGAGCAACGAUAUCAGACACAGCGCCUAAUGAUGCAACUAGCACUGAAUAGUGCCAAGCGCGAUGCUCUCAUCGAGGACCGGAAGCACGCCAUCAUGAUGCUUGAUUCACUUAAGAACGUCGGACAAGAGAAAACGGCUCUAUUUGUGCAAGAUAAAAAGCAGAUCAGAGCCCAGCUGGAGGCGGAAAAGCGCGAAGAACAAUUUCUGAAACAGUCACUCCAUGAAAAAGGAAAACUUAUAAUCGAAAUGAAAACCUCCUUGCAGCAAAUUAACGAACUCCUCUCGAAUGUUGGUGCGGCUAACGCUCAGAAGCCUCCUACGGAUGUACCUCAAGCGAUCCAGUAUGCAUUGGAGGAAAUGGUUCAACCAGUUCCAGAACUCGAGGCCGAUUUUGACAAAUUAAUCUUGAACGCGAAGCAGAAACUGGGCGUGCUAAUCCAAGCGGUUUCAAAGAUGGAGGUAACUCCUGAAAUUCGGGCCGAUGCGAACCUGUUCUAUCACAAUAUCCUCGCGCGGUCUAUGAAGGAGAACUACAGGGAUGAACAGGUCGCCGAAGGAGGACUCAUCGAAUUCGAAAUGGAAGAUCCAAACGUGCCCGGUCAUGCAGUAAUUAAACUACGAAGCAAGCAAUUGGUUGACGCUCAAGUCAGUGAAUUUGACGUUCCGGAUACGAAGAAAUAAACGAACUCAGAAAUCAAGUUUAAAUUUAAAACGUACAGCACCAGGUUCACGGAUAUUUCCUUUUGUAAAUCAGAUGGCGGUUGAAUAAAUCGCGUGCCACCGGCAAAAUCAAUUAAAGUCGUCUCGAAGAUGUUUCGCUAGUUCUUGUGGUAUUCAGGACGUGCGCUCGAUGCGCUCGAAGGCCGUACCAUUGCGUUGUCUUCAUUUCUGUAAAGCGACAGCUAUUUUUAUUAUGAAA